Messenger RNA from Doryrhamphus excisus (bluestripe pipefish), 3061 nucleotides. It is a transcript of the gene spidr, whose product is annotated as scaffold protein involved in DNA repair. The record is from RefSeq and is a predicted model, not a curated record. Gene Ontology annotation, biological process: double-strand break repair via homologous recombination; regulation of establishment of protein localization to chromosome. Gene Ontology annotation, cellular component: nucleoplasm; nuclear chromosome. Lineage: Eukaryota; Metazoa; Chordata; Actinopteri; Syngnathiformes; Syngnathidae.
GCACGGGCGGGUAGUCAGUCCAAGCGUGUGAAUAAAUCAAGCGCAUGUCAUUAGCUAUUUCUGCGAAGUAUUUCCACCACUUAGCAUGGGUCCCAAACAUCAGGCAAUACUGUCAAACGUCUGCUUGAUUCCAUGCACUUCAAUUAUAUCAUGCCGUGUGAAAAUGCAGCCACAGUAGGCUCCCGUCUUGGCCAAAACGUUACAUCCCCAGCAUGUCUUCCCGAAAGCGCAAAAAGUACUCCAAAGAUUUAAAAUGCGUCUUAUUUCCGGAUAAUAUUGAAAGUGGUGCCAGAGCAGUCAGAAAACCAUCGGCACUUUCGUCAUCAUCCUCCGCCAGGAGCUGGGAAAGAUGUGGAGACAGUUUUUUGGACUCUCCACUUACAAACGAUGAGACGACAUCUGGAAGAAAACUGUCUGCAGUGCGAAAGUUAGCACAUCCGCCACUUUUAGAGCACUGUAAUGAGGAUCCGGUACACAUUGCAUGGAGCUCCAGCGAGAGUGAACAAUCUGACAAUGACGACCCCCGGCAGCAGCAUGACAAGCCUCCGAGUGCAAGGAGACCCUCGACUCCUUUUCAGUCGUACACCCAAGCACUGCACAUGCUCAGCACUGAUGAAGAUGACCCGCCUGUCAUAGAGACAGAGAGCGACCAAGAUGGGGAGGACUUUGAAAAAGACAGUGGGCAACAAAUCUCUGACUGCGAGUCGACAUCAUUCGCAGAAGAAGCUGAAAGCCAUCAGAUUAAGCCUACAGACCUUGAAAUCUCAGGCUACGCGUCUGACGGUGACAAUGAGGGUGAAACCCUGACCACUAGCAGACUGGACACCAAAAGCCCACAAGGACAAACUGGGGAGGGCAGCAAAAGGUCUGUCAGCGACUGGGUCAGGUGUGUUCACGCGAUGCUGCAGACUCCUCGGAAAGCAUCUGACAGACAGUCCAAGACCCCUGAUGACUCGGCCAAAAAGACCAGGAAGUUUCAAAGUGGAGGUCUUGCAGAGAGGCUGAAUCGACUACAGUGCAGGCAAAGGUCAGCUGUGAGCUUCUGGAGGCAUCGCUCCAACUCACAACAAACACAAGUGGAUAGGCAUGGUAUGCUGGUUCUGAAGGUGCUGGAGGUUCAGGAGGAGUGCAGCAUGCAACUGGUGCGCUGCCAGCACCACCCGCUGAAUGCAAUGGAGGGCCACCAACACCAUUGCACUCUCUCUGAGGAAGGCACUCUCGUGCUAGUAUUGUUCUGUCGGGAGACUGCAGCCCAGCUGAGUCCUGCGCCCACAGACAUCAUCCACAUAUACCCACCAUGGCAAACUCUUUCCCUGGAGAGUUUAGGCUGUGAUAUAAUUCUCAAUACGCACUUUAGCCGGAAAGUCAGCAACUCCACCUCAAAAGGCCUGCUUGCGGCUUGCAAGAGGGUCAUGCCUUAUCCUCUGUCCCGAAGAUUUGGAAUGCUGGAAGUUUGCAGGGGUUCUGUGGAAAAUGAUACCAGACAGGAAGUAGCCUCUGAUGGGCAUCCUGGUAUCCUACCAAGAUACCACUCUCUCCUGGAAUCUAUUGAGGGGAUGGGCCAGGCUGGUUCUGUGAGCCAGGACGUGAUGGUGAUGGUCCAGAGAGUGUAUUCCAUCCCUGUGCCAGUCUUCUCUAGGCUUUCCUCCAGGUCCUCCUCAGCUCCUCCUGUUGAACAGAAAGGCAAAAGCAGGAUUUGUGUUCUCGUCCAGGACAACUACGGGAUGUUCAGCGUGGUCCAGCUACACAUCCUGCCCUGCCAGGAUGCCCUGCGCCAGUACCACCAGGCGUGGCAGGGGAAGACAUGCAUGCUCAGAGGUUUGAAGGUGGUGCAGCGCAUCACCCGAGACAGGCGCUCCAGUCUUUUCAGCCUGAUAGACAGUCUGUGGCCCCCACUGAUGCCCCUUGAAUGUCAUGGAAACACCCCAAACCUGACCAGUAGUCGUCUUCCGGGCCCAGCUCCCAGCUUCUGCUACCUGCUGUCGGGUCAGGAGAACUCAGUCGAGCCUCUCGAAGGUCAGAGCAUGUCCACACUCCACGUUCCGUCUACAGAACAAACUUUACGAGACAUACUGCAGACUGAACAUGAAACGUACUGUUGCAGUUUUGUUGCCACUGUUGUUUACAAGAGGAUACAGAGCAGCCAUAUAGGUCAAGGUGAGGUUUGGCUGGUGCUGACGGACCCGAGCCUGCAGGAUGAGGCUUCCGUAAAGCCGUGCAGGCGAACGAUGGCUGUGUAUGUGAACACUUCCUGUGUGCUCACUUCCUCCGUCCUUAAAGUGUUCCAAUCGACUGCCAUGUGCCGAUUGUCAUUCAGAGAUGCCAUCAAAGAACAUGGUGUCCUGCUGUGUGUGGAACAUUCUGUCAUCGAUGUCACGUCACAUGAUGACAGUGUGGACUUGUCGUCCGACGCCUUGGCCCAACCUGUGAGACUGGAUCCACUCGAUGCGGAGGUCACGCCCAACUCGCUGUGCACUCUCACAGGUGUGAUAGUGGCCGUGGAUGAGAGCACGGCCCGUUCCUGGCCUGUUUGCAGCCACUGCGGAAGCAGAUACAAUACGAUACUUUCUAGAGGUCAAAGCUUCCACUGUGUCUCGUGCAAGUCACUUGUGGACAAGCCUGACACGCACGUCGAAAUGGAGGUCUUCCUCAGCUCUGCUUAUUUACAAAACUGCACUAUAAAGGUUAAGCUGCAGCAAAAGACGAUCAUGUCCAUUCUUGAUACGACUGCGCUGGAGCGUACGGCGGUCCCAGCGUACAAUGUGGACAGCGUGCUGGGAAAAGAACUGGGCCCCCUCACUGUUUAUGUCCGCAUGGUCACCAGGAGACCUUCUCUGUGGCUCAGCCUGGAAGAAAUCUCCCUCUGAGUGAAAGUAGAGAACUCUGUCAGACCCGCCCCCAACCCACCCUUCGAAGGCCUCCUCAUAUCCUAGUCCCUGCUGCAGGAAGACGAGGUGGUGUUUGUGUUAGUGAUGUGGUGGAGCAGCAGCAGCAGCAGUUGACAGGCCAAUGGCAUGCGUCCUGUCACACGUGCGCCAUCGACUUCCUUGUACAUUGCAUU